GUAUUCGGUGUGUCCGCACAGUCGUGUAGUAAACAGCUGACAGGCCGGCACGUACCGUCGUGUGCAGGCUGCCUCCGCGUACGACACACCACCGCACUAUUUUGGGGGCAGAUCGCGGCUAAAACGAUGCGAACGGCAGCUACGGUCCGUGACAGUUGAAUUUCAGUGCGUUUCAGUGGCAGUUUCAGUCAGGAAAACGCGACAAAAAAAUGGGGGAGCGCGAACGGAUAAAGGCCAUCCGGGUCGGGUUCUAUGACAUCGAGAGGACCAUAGGCAAAGGCAACUUCGCCGUUGUCAAACUGGCCAGGCACAGGAUCACCAAAACCGAGGUCGCCAUUAAAAUUAUAGACAAAUCACAACUGGAUGGCAACAAUCUGCAAAAGGUUUACAGAGAAGUUGAUAUUAUGAAGAGGUUGGAUCACCCGCAUAUAAUAAAAUUGUACCAGGUCAUGGAGACGAAAAACAUGAUCUAUUUGGUGUCAGAAUACGCUAGUCAGGGGGAGAUAUUUGAUUACAUAGCCAGAUAUGGUAGAAUGUCGGAAGAUCAAGCGAGGACGAAAUUCUGGCAAAUCUUAUCUGCCGUCGAAUACUGCCACAAUCGUAAUAUUGUACAUCGAGAUUUAAAGGCUGAAAAUCUACUAUUAGAUACGAACAAUAACAUUAAAAUAGCUGACUUUGGGUUUUCGAAUUAUUACACAACUGGAGGCCAGUUAUCCACUUGGUGCGGUUCACCCCCGUACGCUGCACCUGAAGUUUUCGAAGGGAAAAAAUACAUUGGUCCUGAAAUUGACAUAUGGAGCCUGGGAGUGGUGCUUUACGUUUUAGUUUGCGGCGCUCUUCCAUUUGACGGUUGCUCCUUGCAGGCCCUCCGUGAUAGAGUAUUAUCCGGGAGAUUCCGGAUUCCAUAUUUCAUGAGCUCAGACUGUGAAUCUCUAAUAAGAAAGAUGCUGGUUCUGGAGCCGAACAAGCGAUUUAUUAUUGCCCAAAUCAAGAAACACAGAUGGAUGCAAAUGGGCCUUCCUCCAAAAAUACCCACAUCAUUUUCCAUACCCAUCAAUCAGCCAAUUGAACAAAUUCUAAGGCUUAUGCAAAGCUUGGGAAUUGACAGCACCAAAACCAGAGAUUCUAUUAGACUUGGAUCUUACGACCACCAUGCUGCAAUUUACUAUCUCCUGCUGGACAAACUGAGGAAUCAACUAGACGGAGGGGAUCACUCAGGGGUUAGAGAAGUACAACGACGAAGGCCGUCAAGCGUUGCAGAGCAAGCAAUGAGAAAGUUGGGUAGAGCAAGUACCAGUGAUGACUGCCGAAGAGUAUCCCAUUACGGCAUGACCACCCCCCACGCCAGCAACAAUAAACUCAAUGCGUCCGUAGGUAUGGCCACUAGUACAACCAACGCACUUGCACCAAGCCCCGUGAGCCCAAUACUGUCCCGCCAUUCCGACACGUCAAGAAAAAGCGAAUCCCCCCCAAUCCACGGCAUCGAUGCCGAAAAACUUCUCGCCGCCACCAACUGCGAGGACGCCCUAAAAAUCUUAAAUCAAGCAACCACAACCAGCUUUAGCAUGUGCUCGGAAGCGACGAAACUGAUGUCUACACUCCAGAUGUCCGCGAUUCCAUCCACGUCCGCCGAUAAUGCAGCGUUCAAGGAAUUUAAUCAAAUGCACAUGUACAAUCCUAUGCAGAAUCCAAUACAUUCGCAUCCAUUCGAAAUUCCGGAGAACAUUUCUGCCGUAAGGAUCGGGAACUUUCAGAUCGGAGAUAUCCAAAACCAGUAUUCCAGUUCGACUGACGAAGGCGUAGAAACUGAUCUUGAGGACCACACCCAUCGUCACAGCUACGCCUCAUCCAGUUCAUCAAGUGGUGUGGUCACCAAUUUCACUAACUCCAAAACUCUAAGCCAAAAUCUCAGUUGUGAUAGUAAUUUUGAAAGCUUAGAAUAUCCUUUAACAGGGUCUAACGAAUUAUGUAGUAGUCUUACUAGUUGCGCUUCAAGUGAUAAAAUACAAGAACCCACUUUGACAAGUUCAACACCAAUAUCAAACCUUCACACAACAUAUUCGUCAGGUGGUGCAAGAUCCUUGUUCCAUAAAAACAGCCCUUUAGUUCACAUGCCGAGUUAUAAGUCGACCAGAGGAAUUACAAGAUCUCCCGUAGAUUUUAGAGAAGGAAGAAGAGCUAGUGACGGUUUAGUGGGUCAACAACAACCUGACACUACAUCCGGCGUCGUGGCCUUUAACUCUCAAAAAUUCAACGAACACCAAUCGAAAACCAAAGGUGUGCUCGAUAUGCACCUGGUGCAACGUGAGGCGCAAAGGCUCCAAUCUCAGUACCAAGCCAGAGAGCACCCAGAAGAAAUCUCCCACCGCCAGAAACAGCACAAUCAGUACUUGCAUCCAAGGGGACCUAAACGGGUCAGUCUCCCUGACAACUUUAGCUACACCACCGUUUCCACCGAGCCACAGUUACAUACGGCCAUGCAACACAGGAUUUUGCAGCAGAAACGUCAGAUAUUACAAAAGCAAAGCGCUCUGAACAACCAGACCGCCAGUACUAGCGUCGAGACGGCGCACGCAAUUUCGCGACGGCAAAUGUUGCGCCAGGCGAGCUACAAAAUCGCCCAGCAACAGACGGUGAUGCCGCCGCUUCCUCUGACCGAAAACGAGAGUCAAGAUCUGAUGGCGUUCCAAGCUCUGGUCGAAAACUCCGGCGAAAACGCCUGGAGCGCUCUGCCCGGCACCAUGCAGAAUUCCUGCCAAAUUUCGGAGACCUCGACCUUACCAACUGCCAAUUGGACUGGAUGGACGCAGCAAGGGGCGCAGUACCAAACCAAUCAUCCUUGGCCACCACUUCUACCUCUUCGCGAAAGUCCAAUAUUAGAGAUAACCGAACAAAUGGAAUAAAAAUAAAAGGACAAGCAAUAUUAUUUUGUAUGUUAUUAUUAACGAUUUUAAAGUCUGUGGCUGUUCAGCUCAAGCCAUAAACUGUGCUCUAUAAUGUUCACUUUUAAUAUACUAUAGAUUAUUAAAUAAGACUGUUCUAAAUUUUUAUACAUGUAUAUUUUUCAGAAUUAAUUAUCGAAAUAAAUUUUAUUUGUUAUUAGAUAGUUUUGUUAACUUCAGAGGUCUUCAAAAUUCCAAUUGAUUAAGUUAUAAUAAAAUAUUAAAUAAUUUAAUUAGGAUAGGUAAAUAUGACAAUAACGCUAAUGCUUAAUCUUAUUGGGAACGUUCGAAAGUGUUGUCCAAUAUUAAAAGGAAUUUUAAAAUUAUGUACAUUAUGAAUGACCAGAAUGAAUCAAAGUACGUUUAUGUUAAUAGUAUAUAUUUGAAUGUUUUGAUUCGUUCUAGUUCUUUUAAACCACCAGUGUUCUGUAUUAAACAAAAAACUUUCGAAUUUUCUAACAAAACAGUCGACCGCAAAGAACCACUAUGAUGUUAUAUAAUUAUCGUGAUUUGUUACGAACUGUUUUGUAAUAUCAAGACUGAUUCUAGAAUUUUUAUAUAGAUUUCGCUGUGUAAAUUUGAGCUCGACAGUUACAGGCACACAGUUUAUACAAACAUCUUAUUGGAUGAUUGUUUAAAAAGUUACAAGAUGUAUUUAAAUAUUUGAUAAUUGCUCUUACUUUCAACACAUAUUCAUUAAAAAACAACAUAAUAGUUGAUCUCUAACUCACUGUAAACAGGUGAUAAGACUAUAUGAUGUCAAUUUGUUACACACAGAUUUAGUCUAGUCGUUUUUGAUAUACUAUUAGUUAUUAUUAAAGAUAUAUAUCAGUUCAUCGACAAAUUUGUGAUCCACAACUUCUAUGAUACUAAACUCGAUAUACUGAUAUGUAAAAGUGGUAACAUUGUGACGGAAAA
Molecule: messenger RNA, 3860 nt
Organism: Aethina tumida (small hive beetle)
Lineage: Eukaryota; Metazoa; Arthropoda; Insecta; Coleoptera; Nitidulidae
Gene: Sik2
Product: serine/threonine-protein kinase SIK2
Exons: 13
Coding region: 210-2903 (897 amino acids)
Biological process (GO): protein phosphorylation; microtubule cytoskeleton organization; intracellular signal transduction
Cellular component (GO): cytoplasm
Molecular function (GO): tau-protein kinase activity; protein serine/threonine kinase activity; ATP binding
Source: RefSeq, a predicted model, not a curated record